This is a messenger RNA of Tachyglossus aculeatus (Australian echidna), 6293 nucleotides long. RefSeq names its product nucleoporin 205 (gene NUP205). Bases 51 to 6089 code for a protein of 2012 amino acids. NCBI's taxonomy places the organism in Eukaryota, Metazoa, Chordata, Mammalia, Monotremata, Tachyglossidae. Gene Ontology annotation, biological process: nuclear pore organization. The record is from RefSeq and is a predicted model, not a curated record. Gene Ontology annotation, molecular function: structural constituent of nuclear pore. The transcript has 43 exons. Gene Ontology annotation, cellular component: nuclear pore; nuclear pore inner ring.
GGGGACUAGGCCGCACUUCCGGUGUGGGGGCCGUUACUGGGGCCUCCAACAUGGCCACGCCGUUGGCGGUAAAUUCGGCUGCUAGCCUGUGGGGGCCAUACAAAGACAUCUGGCAGUCGGUGGGAAACGCCAUUUGGAAGCGGCAGCCUGAAGCCAUCCACCUUGUUGAUUUGAUUUUGAAGAAACACAAGCCCGACUUUAUCUCGUUGUUCAGAAAUCCGCCCAAAAACGUUCAGCAGCAUGAGAAGAUUCAGAAAGCCAGCACGGAGGGAGUCGCCAUCCAGGGACAGCAAGGAACGCGCCUUCUUCCAGAGCAGCUCAUCAGGGAGGCUUUUAUCCUCAGCGACCUCUUCGAUAUCGGGGAGCUGGCGGCGGUCGAACUGCUCUUGGCCGGGGAACACCAGCAGCCUCACUUCCCUGGGCUAACCAGGGGCUUGGUAGCCGUCCUUCUGUACUGGGAUGGGAAGCGGUGCCUUGCCAAUUCCCUGAAAGCCCUGAUUCAGUCUCGGCGGGGCAAGACGUGGACACUGGAACUCAGCCCUGAGCUGGUGUCCAUGACAACCCGCUUCACGGAUGAGCUGAUGGAGCAGGGAUUGACUCAUAAGAUCCUGACUCUCGUGUCACAAAUUGAUGUGAACAACGAGUUCGAGAAACUACAGCGGGACCGAGGUUUGGGCAGUGAGAAGCAUCGCAAAGAGGUUUCGGAUCUCAUCAAGGAAUGCCGGCAGUCUCUGGCGGAAAGCCUAUUUGCGUGGGCCUGCCAGUCCCCCUUGAGCAAAGAUGACACCCUGCUACUUAUUGGCCAUUUGGAAAGAGUUACAGUUGAAGCGGACGGCUCACUGGACAGCGUGAAUCUGGCUCUCGUCAUGGCUCUCCUCUACUGCUUUGAUAUCAGUUUUAUCGAGCAGGGUACCGAGGAUCGAGAAGAUCUAAUUCAUCAGCUCCCCCUGUUAACAGAGAGACAGUACAUUGGGUCAAUCCACGCUCGCCUUCAAGACUCGCAGCUUUGGAAGCUCCCUGGUUUGCAGGCCACUGUUAGACUUGCCUGGGCCCUGGCACUGCGAGGGAUCUCCCAGCUCUCCGAAGUGACCGCUCUUGCAGAAUUCACAGAAGCAGACGAAGCGAUGGCAGAGCUGGCAAUUGCCGACAACGUCUUCCUUUUCCUCACGGAGUCCGUAGUGGGAUCAGAAAACUUCUACCAGGAGGAGUUCUACAUCCGGAAAAUCCAUAACCUCAUCACCAACUUCCUCGCCCUUAUGCCAAUGAAGGUGAAACAGCUGCGAAACCGAGCAGAUGAAGAUGCCCGGAUGAUUCACAUGAGCCUGCAGAUGGGUAACGAGCCUCCUGUCACCCUGCGGAGGGAUCUUGAGCAUCUCAUGCUACUGGUGGCUGAGCUGUACAAAAGGAAUCCCUUUAAUUUGGAGCUUGCUUUAGAAUACUGGUGUCCGACAGAGCCUCUCCAGGCUUCCACAAUCAUGGGGUCUUAUCUCGGGGUAGCUCAUCAACGACCUCCUCAGCGCCAGGUUGUCCUGUCAAAGUUCGUCAGGCAAAUGGGGGACCUCCUUCCCCCCACCAUUUACAUCCCGUACCUGAAGAUGCUGCAGGGGCUGGCGAGCGGGCCGCAGUGUGCCCACUACUGUUUCAGCCUGCUCAAGGUUAACGGCAGCAGUCACGCGGAAAACAUCCAAGGAGCCAGUGGCAGCCCUGUCUCCUGGGAGCACUUCUUCCACUCUCUGAUGUUAUAUCACGAACACUUACGGAAGGACCUACCCAGCGCAGAUAGCGUCCAGUACCGUCACUUACCCCUCCGAGGCAUCACUCAGAAGGAGCAGGAUGGAUUGAUUGCCUUUUUGCAGCUCACCACCUCCAUCAUCACCUGGAGUGAAAAUGCUCGUUUGGCUCUCUGCGAGCACCCUCAGUGGACGCCGGUGGUUGUAAUUCUGGGCCUCCUGCAGUGUAGCAUCCCUCCCGUUUUGAAAGCCGAGCUGUUGAAGACGCUUACCGCCUUUGGAAAAUCUCCUGAAAUAGCCGCUUCCCUCUGGCAGUCCUUGGAAUACACCCAGAUAUUGCAGACCGUACGGGUUCCGAGCCAGAGGCAAGCAAUUGGCAUCGAGGUGGAGUUGAACGAAAUAGAGUCCCGAUGUGAGGAGUACCCUUUGACUCGCGCCUUCUGUCAGCUUAUCAGCACCCUGGUGGAGAGUUCCUUUCCUUCUAACUUGGGGGCGGGACUGCGCCCGCCCGGCUUCGAUCCCUACUUGCAGUUCCUCAGAGAUUCCGUGUUCCUCCGAUUCCGCACCAGAGCCUACCGGAGAGCAGCCGAAAAGUGGGAAGUUGCAGAGGUGGUUCUGGAGGUGUUUUAUAAGCUGCUGAGAGACUAUGAACCUCAACUUGAAGAUUUUGUUGAUCAGUUUGUGGAAUUGCAAGGAGAAGAAAUCAUAGCCUACAAGCCACCUGGAUUCAAUCUGAUGUAUCAUCUUCUAAAUGAAUCACCAAUGUUGGAGCUCUCUCUCAGUCUGUUGGAGGAAGGGGUUAAGCAGUUGGACACUUAUGCAUCUUUUCCAGGGAAGAAGCACUUGGAGAAAGCAGCGCAGCACUGCCUCGCUCUCCUGAACCUCACUCUGCAGAAAGAAAAUCUGUUCAUGGACCUUCUGCGAGAAAGCCAGCUGGCCCUCAUAGUCACGCCACUCGAGCAGUUGCUUCAGGGCAUCAACCCCCGGACCAAAAAGGCAGACAACGUGGUCAACGUCGCUCGGUAUCUCUACCACGGCAAUAGCAAUCCUGAAUUGGCCUUCGAAAGUGCCAAGAUCCUCUGUUGUAUCUCUUGCAACUCAAACAUUCAGAUAAAGUUAGUGGGCGAUUUCACGCACGAUCAGAUAAUAAGCCAGAAACUUAUGGCUGGAUUUGUGGAGUGUUUGGACAAUGAAGAUGCAGAGGAAUUCAUUGAGCCUGAAGAUGAGUCGGAACCGGAAAAGAAGCUAGCUCGAAUCCGCCAUGACACGAGAAUCCACAUCUUGAACCUUCUCAUUACUUCUCUGGAGCGUAACCCACCCAACCUGGCUCUUUAUCUCCUGGGCUUUGAACUGAAGAAACCCGUCAGCACCACAAAUCUGCAAGAUCCAGGGGUUUUGGGUUGCCCCCGGACUUGCCUUCACGCUAUCCUGAAUAUCCUGGAGAGAGGAACCGAAGGGAGAUCGGGUCCCGUGGCAGUGAAAGAAUCUCCUCAACUUGCAGAGCUGUGCUAUCAGGUGAUAUACCAGCUGUGUGCAUGCUCUGAUACAUCUGGCCCAACUAUGAGAUACUUGAGAACCAGCCAAGAUUUCUUAUUUUCUCAAUUGCAGCAUUUACCGUUUUCCAACAGAGAAUAUGAAAUAUCCAUGCUGAGCCAGAUGUCGUGGCUUAUGAAGACCGCCUCUAUCGAGCUGCGGGUGACUUCGCUCAACCGCCAACGCUCCCACACUCAGCGGCUCCUUCACUUGCUGUUGGAUGACAUGCCCGUCAAACCGUACUUGGACGGCGAAGGGGGAAUAGAAGAGGAGAGUAGGUCUGUUAGUGGAUUUCUUCAUUUUGAUACCGCCACAAAAGUCCGCCGAAAAAUCCUGAGCAUCUUGGACUCGAUUGACUUCAGCCAGGAGAUCCCCGAGCCUUUGCAGUUAGAUUUCUUUGACCGUGCUCAGAUCGAGCAGGUCAUUGCCAACUGCGAGCACAAGAAUCUGCGGGGUCAGACGGUCUGCAAUGUCAAGCUCCUUCACAGGGUUCUUGUGGCAGAAGUGAAUGCCCUCCAGGGUAUGGCAGCCAUAGGCCAGAGACCUUUACUCAUGGAGGAAAUUAGCACAAUUCUUCAGUACGUGGUGGAGCGGAACAAGCUCUUGCAGUGCCUUCACGCGAAGCGGCACACAUUGGAGUCAUGGAGGCAGUUGGUGGAGAUCAUCCUGACGGCCUGCCCCCAGGAGCUCAUCCAGGCCGAAGACAGGCAGCUCAUCAUCCGGGACCUCCUGCAGGAUUUGCACGAUAAAAUACUGGACGAGGACGCGGCCCAAGAGUUAAUGCCAGUGGUGGCGGGGGCCGUGUUCACCCUGACCGCCCACCUGAGUCAGUCGGUCCGCACCGAGCAGAAGCAGCCGCUGGCCAUCGCGGGCCCCGGAGAGGCCCAGUACGUGCUCAUGCUGGAGAGUUCCUUCGGCCCCGCCGCCUCAGAGCCCACCCCCGUGGGAUUUGCUUCCAUCGGCGAUUCGUCCCUCCACAUCAUCCUGAAGAAACUUUUAGACUUCAUUUUGAAAACAGGAGGCGGGUUCCAGCGAGUGAGGACUCACCUUUACGGCUCGCUGCUCUACUAUUUGCAGAUCGCCCAGAGACCGGAUGAGCCGGACACCCUCGAAGCAGCCAAGAAGACCAUGUGGGAACGCCUGACAGCUCCUGAAGAUGCCUUCAGUAAAUUGCAGCGAGAAAACAUUGCUAUCAUUGAGGGGUACGGAGCCGCCCUCAUGGAGGUGGUGUGUCGAGAUGCCUGUGAUGGUCAUGAGAUUGGCAGGAUGUUGGCACUGGCUUUGCUGGAUCGGAUCGUCUCGGUGGAUAAACAGCAGCAGUGGCUCCUGUACCUGUCCAACAGCGGCUAUUUGAAGGUUCUCGUGGACAGCUUAGCGGAAGACGAUCUCACGCUGCAAACUUUGCUCACCCCUCAGCCACCCCUUUUGAAAGCUCUUUACACGUACGAAUCCAAAAUGGCAUUCCUCACAAGAGUGGCGAAGAUACAGCAAGGAGCUCUGGAGCUGUUGAGGUCUGGCGUGAUAGUGAGGCUGGCACAGUGCCAAGUAUACGACAUGCGCCCAGAGACAGACCAUCAAGGACUGUUUGGCCUGAGGGAACCCCCUGUGUUCAUCCCCGCUCCCGUGGAUCGAUAUCGUCAGAUUCUCCUCCCAGCCCUCCAGUUGUGUCAGGUCAUCCUCACAUCCAGCAUGGCCCAACACCUGCAGGCCGCGGGACAGGUGCUGCAGUUUCUCAUAGCGCACUCCGACACCAUCCAGGCAAUCCUUCGCUGCCAGGACGUCAGCGCGGGCUCGCUGCAGGAGCUGGCGCUGCUCACGGGAAUCAUCAGCAAAGCAGCCCUGCCCGGUGUCCUCAGUGAACUGGAUCCUAAUGUAAACGAUGGAUCUCUGAUGGAGCUGCAGGGGCACAUAGGACGAUUCCAGCGCCAGUGCUUAGGGCUCUUAAGUCGUUUUGGUGGUUCUGACCGACUGCGACAGUUCAAACUCCAGGACGAUAACGUGGAAGGGGACCGAGUGAGCAAGAGGGAUGAGAUUGAACUGGCUAUGCAGCAGAUCUGUGCCAACGUCAUGGAAUAUUGCCAGUCGCUCAUGCUGCAGAGUUCCCCGACCUUCCAGCACGCGGUGUGUCUUUUCACCCCCAGUCUGUCAGAAACCACCAACAGAGACGGACCCCGGCAAGAUUCUCAAGCUCCCGUGGUGCCCUACUGGCGCCUGCCCGGCUUGGGCAUCAUCGUCUACCUGCUGAAGCAGAGCGCCAACGACUUCUUCAGUUACUACGAUAGUCACCGGCAGAGCGUCAGCAAGCUCCAGAAUGUGGAACAGCUGCCCCCGGAUGAGAUCAAAGAGUUAUGCCAGUCCGUGAUGCCAGCCGGGGUGGAUAAAAUCUCGACCGCCCAGAAAUACGUCUUGGCAAGGCGACGUUUGGUGAAGUUGAUCAACAAUCGAGCAAAAUUACUGUCCCUCUGUUCCUAUAUCAUAGAAACCUGCCUCUUCAUCCUCUGGCGCCAUUUAGAAUACUACCUGCUGCACUGCACCCCCACGGACUCCCAAGACUCCCUGCUCGCUCCCAGGACUUCUUUUAAAAGCCGAAGGCUACAAGAUGCCUUCACAUCAGAAUCUAACCUGGAUUUCAGAAGUGGUAUGACCAGAGUGAGCCAGCAUGACAUAGAUCAGCUUCAGAUCGAAGCCAUCAACACCUUUGGAGAGUCGCUGCAGAAGAAGCUCCUGGAUAUCGAAGGGCUGUAUUCCAAAGUCCGGUCCCGUUACAGUUUCAUCCAAGCGCUAGUCAGACGCGUCCGUGGCCUUUUAAGGAUAUCCCGAGGCUGAGGGUGUCCGCUUCUCAAGCAGCCUUUUCCUGGGGAAAAGGACCUUGACACCGAUUUUAUAGACCAGAUCGUUUCUAAAUUAUGGCCCAAAGACUAUUUUGCUAUUUUUUUCUUACAUCACUGAACUGUCAGGUGUACGCUUCCCUGUCUCGUCAGACAGCCGCACUACGAACAAUAAAGAUUUCCCUUUUUUCUUAACAUAAAA